AUGGCCCAUUCGAGCCAAGCCCGCAAGCGGGUCCGGCAGAACAAGCGCCGCGCCGCGAUCAACCGCGGGCGGCUUUCUCGCAUCCGCACCUUUGUCCGCCACGUCGAGGAGGCGAUUGCGAGCGGCGACAAGAGCCAGGCCGAGCAGGCGUUGCGCGAGGCCCAGCCGGAGAUCAUGCGCGGCGCGACGAAGGCGCUCUUGCAUCGGCGAACCGCGGCCCGCCGGGUCUCGCUCGCUUGCGCGCCGCGUGGGCGCACUCCCCCAAGGCUAGACCGAACCGCGGCGACUGUGCCGCUCGCGCACCGCAUGGGUGCGCUCCCCGACAGCUAG
Messenger RNA from Geodia barretti, 330 nucleotides. NCBI's taxonomy places the organism in Eukaryota, Metazoa, Porifera, Demospongiae, Tetractinellida, Geodiidae. The record is from the annotation of a GenBank genome assembly.